Molecule: messenger RNA, 2452 nt
Organism: Oncorhynchus keta (chum salmon)
Lineage: Eukaryota; Metazoa; Chordata; Actinopteri; Salmoniformes; Salmonidae
Product: rhodopsin kinase GRK1-like
Exons: 7
Coding region: 886-2307 (473 amino acids)
Biological process (GO): signal transduction; protein phosphorylation; regulation of signal transduction
Cellular component (GO): cytoplasm
Molecular function (GO): ATP binding; rhodopsin kinase activity
Source: RefSeq, a predicted model, not a curated record
UUUGGGAAUUUUCCUCUGGGAAAUCUGAUGUGUUGACUUGCGGUAUCUAAAGCCUUGUUUACAUUUGGUAUUUUGAUGUGACUCAAAUCCUUUUUCCUGCAGUCAACAGCCAAAAAGCACAUGGAAUCAGAUAUUUCAUGCCACAUUUAAAACCACCUUUGUAGGUUUUUAGACAGUUUGGUAUAUCUUGUUGCUUGCUAGCUACUCUGUUGACAAUUUUGACAAGAACAUUUGUUAGUUAACUAGCUUGUUAAUGGUUUACAAUCAAAUUAGGGAAUGUGCUGAAGGCUAGAGGGAGAUAUAAACAUUUUGCUUUCACCUUUCUGAUCCUUCCAUAUCUAUGAAGGCCAGGGGCCAUUCUGAUGUUUCGAGAGGUGUCAAUUUUAGACUGCGCCUUACUCCCUCCCUCCCUUUUCUACUGUGCUGCUCCCUUGUGUGUUCUUUAGAUAACAGGUGCUGCUCUGGCCUCCAUGAGACAGUCUGAAUACAUCAGUCACAGAUUGGGCUCUCACUCUCAGCCUGAGGUAUUAGGGAGUUAGUGGAUAAAGGCAUUACUGUCUGAAAGGUGCUGAGCCAGGUGUGUGUGAGAGAUACGGGUAAAGCGCUCGGGUCAGGAGGAGGAUCUUGUGUCCUCUGUCCUGCUGCUGGCACGGCUCUCCUUUUCCUUUCUCUCCCGCUGUUCAUCUUUCCUCAUCAUUCCUCUCUAAUCCUCCCCUUUUACUGUUUCACUCCCUCUUUCUCCUCUAUCACCUUUUAUUCACACUUCAACAUAUUCUUCGUAAUCUCUUUAUCUCACGCUAUCCCUGCUUGCCCCCCACUCUCCUUCACCAUGCUCUCCCUCUGAGUGUCCUCGCUGUCGGCGACAGCCUCUCUCCCUCCGUUGCCAUGGAUUUGGGCAGCCUGACCACGGUGGUUGCCAACUCUGCCUACAUAAGCGCCCGCGGCAGCUUCGAUGGCUCCAACCCGGCAGCCUCGCGUGACAAGAAGUACCACGCCCGCCUCAAGCUGCCCCAUAUCACCGUGUGUGAGGGCCUCCAGGAAACCCUGGACCUAACCUUUCAGUCAGUCUGCGUGGAGCAGCCCAUCGGCAAACGUCUGUUCCGCGAGUUCCUGGAGACGGCGCCCGAAUACCACGGUCCUUGCCACUUGUGGCGGGACAUCGAAGAGUACGACUUAGCCGAAGACACAGACCGGGCCCAGAAGGCAUCUAGGAUUGUCCAGCGUUACCUGGAAUCCUCUGCUAAGCUCUACUGCCCCUUCCUGACCCCGGAGACCGUGACCCAGGUGAAGGAGGCACAGCAGGGGGCUGGGGACACCCUCUUUUCCCAGACACUGGUCUCGGUGCUGGGCUACCUCCAGGAAGUUCCCUACACCUUCUUCCUGGAGAGCAUGUACCUGAAGAGGUUCCUGCAGUGGAAGUGGCUGGAGAUGCAGCCCAUGGACCAAGACUGGUUCCAGGACUUCCGUGUGCUUGGGAAGGGGGGUUUCGGAGAGGUGUCUGCCUGCCAGAUGAAGGCCACGGGGAAACUGUACGCCUGCAAGAAGCUCAACAAGAAGAGGCUGAAGAAGAGGAAAGGCUAUGAGGGGGCAAUGGUGGAGAAGAGGAUUCUUGCCAGGGUUCAUAGUCGCUUCAUCGUGUCACUGGCCUACGCUUUCCAGACCAAGGAUGAGCUUUGCCUGGUUAUGACCAUCAUGAAUGGAGGAGACCUGAAGUACCACAUCUAUCUGGUGGAUGAGAACAACCCAGGGUUUGAGGAGCCCAGAGCCUGUUUCUACGCAGCUCAGAUCAUCCAGGGCAUGGAGCACCUCCACCAGAAGAGAAUCAUCUACAGAGACCUCAAACCUGAGAACGUGCUGCUGGACAAUGAAGGUAACGUGCGUAUCUCUGACCUGGGUCUGGCAGUGGAGCUGAAGGAAAACCAGACAAAGAUCAAAGGCUAUGCCGGAACUCCAGGGUUUAUGGCCCCAGAGCUCCUGAAGGGGGAGAAGUAUGACACCUCAGUGGACUAUUUCACCCUAGGGGUCACACUGUUUGAGUUUAUGGCCGCCAAGAACCCCUUCAGGGAACGCGGAGAGAAGGUUGAGAAGGAGGCACUAAAGGAGCGCAUCAUGACCGGGACGGUGGUCUACCCAGAGACAUUCAGUGAGAACGCCAAGUCCAUCUGCUCUGCGCUGCUGGAGAAACAGGUGGACAAGAGACUAGGUUUCAAGGACGGGACCUGUGACGAGAUCAGGACACACCCCUUCUUCAGCGCCAUCCACUGGACGAGACUGGAUGCAGGCAUCCUGCCCCCCGUUUGUCCCUGACUCCAAGGUGGUCUACGCCAAGGACCUGGAUGACGUGGGGGAGUUCUCCUCGGUGAAGGGAGUGGGGCUGGACGACCCCGACCGCGUGUUCUUUGACGAGUUCUCCUCUGGGAACAUUGCCAUCCCCUGGCAGGAGGAGAUGAUU